Molecule: messenger RNA, 700 nt
Organism: Pyrus x bretschneideri (Chinese white pear)
Lineage: Eukaryota; Viridiplantae; Streptophyta; Magnoliopsida; Rosales; Rosaceae
Exons: 4
Coding region: 175-384 (69 amino acids)
Source: RefSeq, a predicted model, not a curated record
GUUGUUUCGUUUAGCCCCACAUUUUUAGGCAUUAGCCCAAAUACCUACCCAACGUUGUCUUCUACUUUGCUAAAGCCCGGGUCUUAAACAGAGUCAGAGCACUCGGCGAGUUAUUACUUCUUUCAUCAGCAAUCGGCGUCAGUCGGAAGUGACUCAGUUUCCUGCAUACUCUCCAUGGCCCGGUCACGGAAUGCAAUUGUUGCUACUGGCUUGGUAAUUUUCGCAGCUGCAGGCUUGGCAUUUCCCUUUUACAUGGCGUCAUCGCCAAAGCCUGUCAUUGACCCAUCAAAGCCACUAUCACCCCAGGCAACAUUUCGAGGGCCUUAUAUAAACACUGGUUCUCGUGACGUUGGACCUGACUACCAGACCUACCCGAAGAAGUGAUCAUCACGACAAUUAUGUUGGUUUGGUGGUGAACUUCUGCAUAUGAACAUGGCUCAGAAUUGAUGUUUACUGAUAUUUGCGUACAACCGCCCAACACGAGUGAGUAAUGAAAUAUGACGAUGCUGAAUGUAACUGAAAGGUGUCAGUAAGCAGUACAAGAUGCAAGCUUAGUUUCAUGGUUCAUUUUGGUCACUUGAUCUGCAUAGAACUAGAUCUCAUGGUAAUGUGAUGUACAAAAAUUCUCUGUACAAGACGUCUGUCUUUAUCAAAUAACGGAUCUUGCAAACUUUGAUACGAUAUGACGUUAUUGAGACCA